Molecule: messenger RNA, 1095 nt
Organism: Olea europaea var. sylvestris
Lineage: Eukaryota; Viridiplantae; Streptophyta; Magnoliopsida; Lamiales; Oleaceae
Product: 14-3-3 protein 7
Exons: 7
Coding region: 149-910 (253 amino acids)
Biological process (GO): signal transduction
Cellular component (GO): cytoplasm
Source: RefSeq, a predicted model, not a curated record
CAAAAUAAAAACAGUAACCAAAAGCCGCAAAAACAAAAAGUCUUCAUUUUUAGAGAGAAAAAAAAAAGGGUGAAGAAAGGGGGAAGGAUCAUCUUCAUCCUUACCAUAUAGUCAGACUCAUCACUCACACAGAAGGGAAGACAGUGAAAUGGAGAAGGAGAGAGAGCAGCUAGUUUACUUGGCUAGGCUUGCAGAGCAAGCUGAGAGAUAUGAUGAAAUGGUUGAAGCAAUGAAAAAUGUUGCAAAAUUGGAUGUAGAACUGACUGUUGAGGAGAGGAAUUUGGUGUCAGUCGGUUAUAAGAAUGUCAUUGGGGCAAGAAGGGCGUCAUGGCGGAUUCUGUCUUCUAUUGAGCAAAAAGAGGAGAGCAAGGGGCACGAACAGAAUGUAAAGAGGAUAAAGAGUUACAGACAGAGGGUUGAAGAUGAGCUCACUAAGAUAUGCAAUGACAUAUUAUCAGUAAUUGACGAGCACCUCCUUCCAUCUUCCUCAACUGGAGAGUCGACUGUUUUCUAUCACAAGAUGAAGGGAGACUAUUAUCGUUAUUUAGGUGAGUUCAAAACAGGAGAUGAUCGCAAAGAAGCAGCUGACCAGUCACUCAAGGCAUAUGAGGCUGCCACCAGCGCUGCAUCCACAGAUCUUCCCCCUACUCAUCCCAUCAGACUUGGUCUGGCUCUAAACUUUUCUGUCUUCUACUAUGAGAUCUUGAAUUCGCCUGAGAGGGCUUGCCAUCUUGCCAAACAAGCUUUUGACGAAGCAAUUGCGGAACUUGAUAGCCUCAAUGAAGAAUCCUACAAAGACAGCACUCUCAUCAUGCAACUUCUUAGAGAUAAUCUUACAUUAUGGACAUCAGAUCUUCCAGAAGAGGGAGGUGAGCAAUCCAAGGGAGAUGAUGCUCAAGGGGAGAGCUAGCUGGUGAUGUAACGCGAAAUGAUUGACGUGCUAGCAUGCAAAAAUUGCUGUUAUUUUAAAUGAAAUACAUGUUCUGUAUUAUUUAUUUUCUUGUUGAAGAACAUCUUGAACUGUCAUUGUCUUUCCAUUUUGAAUGAAAACAGAUUAAUGUUGAAAUCUUAAUCCCUCCUCCCCUCUUCAUUUUC